AUGGAGGCGUCGGGCCCCCGCCGGGCGCGUCGGGGCAGGCGGCGGGCCCGUGCUGGCUGCCUGCUCUUCUGGGCCGCCAUCCUCCUCCUUCUCUCCGCCUCAGUGGCUCCGGCGCCCGGGGGCUCAGUUGCAUAUUUGGUUCGGUUACCAAGAGGUUUUCAUUUGACAAAAGAACCAACGAAAAUAGUGGGAUCACCAAAUUUUCCAGUAAACGUAUAUGUUAUGGUUCACCAAAAGAGUCCACAUGUGUUAUGUACAACUCAACGAUUGCGGAAUUCUGAAUUGAUAGAUCCAUCAUUCCAGUGGCAUGGGCCAAAAGGAAGAAUUAUUUCAGAAAACAGCACGGUACAAGUAACAAACACAGGAAGCCUUAUAUUCCAGAACUUUGAGGAGAGUAUGACUGGAAUUUACACAUGUUUCCUUGAGUAUAAACCCACUGUGGAAGAAGUUGUUAAAAAUUUUCAACUAAAAUAUGUUGUAUAUGCCUAUCGUGAACCUCGUUACUAUUACCAGUUCACAGCUCGAUAUCAUGCAGCUCCCUGUAAUAGUAUUUAUAAUAUUUCUUUUGAGAAGAAACUUCUCCAGAUUUUAAGCAAAUUGGUCCUUGAUCUGUCAUGUGAAGUUUCCCUACUUAAGUCUGAAUGCCAUCGUGUUAAAAUGCAAAGGGCUGGUUUGCAAAAUGAAUUGUUUUUUACAUUUUCAGUUUCAUCUCUAGAAAAUGCAAAAGGAUCCAAGCCAUGUAAAGACCAUAACUGUGAACCAACCAAAAGACUGACUAAGGCUAAAACAAUCAUAGAGAGGUUUUUUAAUCAACAAGUAGAAGUUCUCGGCAGACGUGCAGAGCCAUUGCCAGAAAUAUACUAUAUUGAAGGUACUCUCCAAAUGGUUUGGAUUAAUCGCUGUUUUCCAGGGUAUGGAAUGAAUAUCAUGAAACAUCCAAAAUGUCCUGAGUGCUGUGUGAUCUGCAGCCCUGGAUCUUAUAAUCCCCGUGAUGGACUUCACUGUCUUCAGUGCAAUAACAGCUUGGCGUUUGGAGCAAAAACAUGCUUAUAG
Molecule: messenger RNA, 1053 nt
Organism: Sorex fumeus (smoky shrew)
Lineage: Eukaryota; Metazoa; Chordata; Mammalia; Eulipotyphla; Soricidae
Gene: ZPBP
Product: zona pellucida binding protein
Exons: 8
Coding region: 1-1053 (350 amino acids)
Biological process (GO): acrosome assembly; binding of sperm to zona pellucida
Cellular component (GO): extracellular region; zona pellucida receptor complex; acrosomal vesicle
Source: RefSeq, a predicted model, not a curated record